AUGCGCGGCGAGCCGACGCUGGCAUCAAAGCCGACGUCGGGCAGCUCGCCGCCGGGGCGGGUGAGGGGCGGAGGCGGCGGCUCGUGGGGCGGCGGGGCGAGGCCAAAGGCCCCCCUGUGGCCGGGGCCGAGGCUGGACACGGCCAGCGACGGCAGCUGCGCCCCUGGGUCCGUCGACAGCGCCAGCGCAAGCGCGGCCGCAUGCUGCUGGGAGGCGGCGCCUAGCGCAGGCAUUGGGAAAGUGGCGGGCCGGCCGCCGUCGGAGGGCGCCGGGGAGGGCGGGCCCAAGGGCGGCUCGAGGCCGAGGAGGCCGGGUCGCUGGUCAGAGAUGGGGGCGACAUCCGGGGCCGAGUGCUGCCCAUGUCCCAGGGCCUGGGAGCGCGGCGGAGUAGGGGGCGGGCGGUAG
Molecule: messenger RNA, 405 nt
Organism: Monoraphidium neglectum
Lineage: Eukaryota; Viridiplantae; Chlorophyta; Chlorophyceae; Sphaeropleales; Selenastraceae
Exons: 1
Coding region: 1-405 (134 amino acids)
Source: RefSeq, a predicted model, not a curated record